Molecule: messenger RNA, 5532 nt
Organism: Physcomitrium patens
Lineage: Eukaryota; Viridiplantae; Streptophyta; Bryopsida; Funariales; Funariaceae
Product: NAC transcription factor 29
Biological process (GO): regulation of DNA-templated transcription
Molecular function (GO): DNA binding
Source: RefSeq, a predicted model, not a curated record
CUGCAGCUCUCUCGGGCCUGAUCAUGUCGAUCUCCUUGUCUCGCUUCUCUGAUGCGUUUCUACAUUGUGGGUCCAUGUGAAGUUACGCGGUGUGUCUGUUGUUUGGUUUAGUAAUGCUGUCAACGACGUUAGCGGGUUUCAAUGUGUGGAGAGAUGAGUUUUUCGUUUUUUUAUUUUUAUUUUUAUUUUUGUCCUUAAAGAAUUGGUUGAUAAGUACUGGUAUGUGUCGAUUACGAAUGUGAUGACCAGUCUUAAUGAUGAGCUAGGGUAUAUAAAUUCAUGUCUUGUUCCAGAGUUGGUGCGUUGUGAAGAGCGCAAUGCAGUUUUUCGGUAGGCUCUUGUCUUCGAAUUACGAAAUCUUAGGACCUGGAAGCAAUUUUUCCAAUGUAUCUCUGAAGUGUUUCAGAGAUUAGAUUAAUGAUCUGGGGUUUGAAGUCUCCCGUUCGCGACUACGGUCCACACUGCGUGGUAUCUUAAAUUCUAGCAACUAUCCAACUACUGACUGCAUGCUUCGGUAUGUAUAGUAACUUGUUCAGUACUCAACCUCGACGUUAGAAACCUUAUAUUCUGUAUCAGGCUCGAUUUCUUCCCAAGUGAUCCUCUGUGAAUUUUGCUGAAGGUCUGAAAGGUUUUGUUUAGUCGUUACCCUGCGGCAACUCCAUUUCUAUCUUUCUUUUCGUCACGCUGCUGUAAGUCUCAACACGUCUGCGGUGGUACAUCCGCAACUGCUCUCCAAGAAAUAUUGUUCUCGUUCAUUUUAACCAGAGAGUUGUGAUCCACAUGAAGCUAUCUAGUACUGUAUCUGUGCUGAGUCCAGACAGGAUUUAUGGACCCAGCGCGGAAUUUCCGACCCCUGUGAUCCCGGGGUGCCCAGAUUCCAUUUAUUAGCCAUAUUAAGUUUGAUUCAGAUUAUGUUCUUUGAGACGAAUCCAGAUUCCAGACUCCAAACUCAAGAAAGCGUUUCGUUCCAAAUAAUUCGAAUAGAAACUUCAUUUCCGAGCGGCACCUUUGCUGCAACUUGCGGAUCUCUAUUAUCUAGAUGACAUGACAGGAUCUCAAAUUUAUCAGGGAUUUCUGACUUGCAGUUGACACCGUUAAGAUCUAGUUCGAGCAAUUUGUAAACCUACCUCGUGCAUUCGGUCCUUACAGUGCAGUAUUUUAAGAAAUAGCGGUGCACUUUGUCGAAGCACUGGCGGGGAAAUCCUAGACUGAUCUUCGCUUAGCUGGAACGUUACGGUGCAUCAGUAUUAGCUGUGGCACUUCUACGGUAAGGCGAGUGCAUGUGUUCUGUUCAAGUGGGCGAGGAUUUGAUAGGCCUGUGGCUCAUGUUUGCAUUAGGUCUGAUUUUUUCCUUGUAAGGCAACGAAAGACUCUGGUAUGAUUGAAAUCUCAAAAGGAAGAGUCGUUACUAUCUUCCAAUGUCUACUUGAGUCUCCCACAGAACCCAGAGUUGUGAGUGUGACCAUAUGCUAAGCUCUGGCACCAGCCUCACUACCGGUACAUAGUUUUUAGGAUCUUGUUUCGACUGAUAGUAAUGCCUUUUCCAUUGCGUAGCCGUAAGAGUAGCUUCCUCUCUUUGGGGUUGUCCCCUUUAAGUUAUAUUACUAGAGCUCGUGUGAACGAUUGGGUGCUAAGCAUCCGCGCAUGGAAGCGUUAGACUAUUGUUUCCUCCGACCUUAAGAUGACAUUUCAUGUGUCCCUGGUAUGCGGAUGAUGAAUCUCUAGACAAAGUUUCUUAGAUUCCAUUCGGGAACUUUUCAACUGUUCCAAGAUCAUAAUCAAUCUGUAUUUCUGCAGCCUAAAACUCAUUAUUGGUCGUCUAUCCUGUAACUUUCUCUCGGAAGGAUGUAGGCGUUACUUGCUAUGCAAUGGUCUCCGGCCUCGGUGCCAUGUGCAUAUCCCACACCAUCGUGAACGGUUUUAAAAGAGAGUCAAGCUCUGCUGGCGCACUUGAAAGGUGUCUUAAAGAUUCGAGGUGUAGAGAACAGCCGUUACUCAUUCAUACUUAUCUGCUUAGUCUUUUGGUGAUUAAGUUGUCAAGGAGAUUAAAUCCCUGCCGAAGUUUCUGCAUCGUUGGUGCUGCCGUACAGAGCCUGGGAUGAACAGAAGGCAGAUCAGACCUGCAUAUGCUUGUGCUGUAUAACUUAAAACGUGUAGCUUCCAGGAAAAUUCCCAUGGAGUGAUGUGGAACCAUCACUUGCUGAGUCACUCCACAGUUGUUCAGAAAUCAGACCCUCUACUGACACGAGAUUCAAAUUGUAAGUGUAAUGGUAACAGUUCAGUUGUCUGAGCCCUGUCGUAUUGUCGUACAGGCGCAUACUACUGCGGCACUUACCACCCCUAAAGUUUCUGUGUGCAACAGAACCAGUCAUGUUAGAAUCUUUUAGUGUGUCAACAGUGGUCAUGCAGCGGUUGCGAUGGAGAGAUGAACGAGGGUGGACGUGGAGUUGACGCCGAUGGAUAUAAUUUUAUUCGAUUGAGUUUGUUCCAGAGGUUUCUCUCAAUCACCGAAUCGUUCAGGUGCUGCCCUGAGGGUAGCAGUCCCCGUCUGCGGAAUGCAGUUGCAGCAGCUUAUGGCAGUAAUUAGUGGGUAUAUAUGUAAAAUGGGAUAUGUAAUCGACUUAUGAAAACCUGAUAGCAUCAUAAGAAUGCUGUCUUCAUGCCUGUAAUCUUUCAUGUCAAAGAACAGAUGCCGGUGAAGCGAGUUGCAGAAGUUUUUUCGGCGUACUGUCUUCUAUCGAAGAGCGCUCAUGCCAACCUCUAAUGCAGCAGGUUCAUAAAUUUCUAGGUUCUACCAAUUGGAUCCCACUUCCCAAAGUGGAAGCGAAAUUGUGGUCGGAAAAAGUGCCAGUAAAAAGUGAUACUCAUUAACGCCCAUGUCACACAUGUGAAGUUGAUCACAGGUUCCGGUCCUAGAUUCUUGUGAGGCUGUACCUCCAGGUCAGUUGAGAUAUAAUCUUUGAUGAGCAAUCAGACUCCACAAGGUUCACGAAGCUUUCUUCAGGAUAUUUUUAGGGAAAACAGUAAGCCAAAACUUGGAUUUCUACAUUGCAAAUGAGUCAAAUGUGUGUUUUGGUUGUAGUCGCUCACCCAUCGGAACCGGGUGCGGAUUUUCCCGUCCACCUUCAUCGGGAAGUUGGUCGGAAUUUCCUGUCUAAUCAGCACGAGACUUGUCGUAAAAAAUCUUUAUUUACUUGAUGUGUGAUACGCCACUUAUACUAUUAUUAAAUGGUAAGCUCGCGAGGUUAGUGUAACUCUCAAAUAGCUUCUUCUCUGACUUACCUACCCAGCGCUAGCGGGUGGAAAUUGUAUGCAGUCUCCUUGUCUGUAACCUACGAUCCCAUGAAUGGAGGGAUAAACUCUAUGGAGACUACUUUGUCGGUUUAAGGGUAUAGUGAAAUGUUUCAAUGGUUUUUGGAAAUUCUAGCAUGAUGAUAAGCAAAGCUGUUAGCUACUACGAUGUGUCUCCAGCUGACUUAUUCCUUUCCCCAUGGGCUGAGGAAAUCGUGGACUGAGUUUCUCGUUGUCCCGUUUUUUUGCUGUUCGUUUGCACCUGUGCACGGUACCCGAGAGGGAUUUGUUGCUUUCGAAGUGAAGACUCUUUCACUCUUGGAUUCAUCACAGUAGCUAUUCUGUUAGUCCUGCCGCCCAGUCGUUCGUAUGAGACUUUGCGAGGGUUUAUGUGUCAUGUGCUGAUAUGUUGUUGCGGUGGGUUGGUACUGACAGAUACUAGUGUAAGAGUAGCAAUCACGACAAGAUGAAUCAACUAGCUGCCAGAGUUCCAGUAGGCUUUAGGUUCCACCCCAUGGACGAAGAAUUGGUGGGAUAUUAUCUUCCGAAGAAGGUCGGUGAUAGGAAGAUUGACCUUGAUCUCAUCCAAGACGUGGAUCUUUACAAACUUGAGCCAUGGGAUCUUCACGAGUUCUGCAAGAUCAAGAACGAUCCAAAUGAGAAGCAAACAGACUACUACUUCUUCAGCCGCAAGGACAAAAAAUACCCCACCGGCAAUCGAUCCAAUCGUGCCACCCUCAAGGGCUUCUGGAAGGCAACCGGGCGCGACAAGCCCAUUUACACCAAGCUUGGCCAGACCCUGAUCGGCAUGCGCAAGACUCUAGUAUUCUAUCAAGGCCGUGCUCCUCACGGUAUCAAGACCGACUGGAUUAUGCACGAGUUUCGUCUGGACAAUGGACCUGAUCAACCAGCUCAUGACGGCGGCUGGGUGAUCUGCCGAGUGUUCAAAAAGAACAAAAACCAAAAAAUGAAGAUUCAGCACGAGGGGGCCAUUUCUCAUGAAGAACACAUAGGUGCGAUUCUCCCAGAGCCAGUACCCCGCUCUGACAUACCUGCUGGAGGGGGUCUAUUAGAAAGGUCACACCAUGGAGUCAAGCAAGAGAUCGUAAACCUCGAUGAUUAUCAGCCCCAGUCUAACCAGCGGGAGUUUGGGUUGUCCUUCAACAAGGACGAUUCUAUCCAUCGUGCAAUAAAACUCAUGAAACCAGACGCAGCCAACAUCAACAGAUUCUCGAGUAACAACGAUUCUAACACAGGGUUGUGGCAAAUCCGUCACCCUCAGACUUCAAGCAGCAGUGACGCCACAGAGCCGAACGAUUAUGAAACGAUCGGGGGAACCUUGUACAAUAUCGACUGGAGCGCUUGGUUACAGGACCCAGUGCAACCAGGACAAGGACCAGAAGUUUUGUUGCGGUGCCCUUCAACAACGAAGAUUAGUUCCGACGACGUCACCAGCCCUCUCCUCCAACUGAAACGACAGAACUCGGACAACUUCUCCUCGCUCUGUUUCUGGAACGACACCAAAGACUUUCAACAGAUGUAAACGUCAAUAACAUCGGAGAUUGAUAUCUCAGUUAAAUGGCAGCGGUACGAACUCAAUGUUCAAUGGCGACUCUCACAUCAACUGCCGCAACACACAUGACGACCAUCGCGCAUCCCUGAGAGGAUCAUCGAGUUAGAUAAAAGAGAUGCUUCAAUCGAAGAUCCUACGCAGGUCAUCGACUUGUACAGAUGUCCGUCAAGACAGCUUCGAUCGAACAAUGGGGAAGAGCUCUCCAGGCAUCUUUUGCACCGCUCGACAUGAAUUUCCUCCAGGUUGCAAGAAAGUUCUUCAUUGCACAGCAGAUCGAUUCUUGUCUUGCAGUUCAAUGAAAGGCCCGAUCAUCGAUCGCGUCUCCGAAAGUCACGUACAAACAACUGCACGCAUGUCGGGACUCUGAUAGAGAGAGCACAAUUUGAUUGCAUUGAGUCUUUCUCACUGAACACAGGAUUAUACAACAGCUUGAAUGAUUCAAAAGCUUAUAGAUAGAAUGUGAGCGGUCUAUCAGGAUCCAAGUUUUACAGACAGUAAAUUAUGAAGAUCCAAGUGAUGUGAGAAACGAUUCACCACUAGCACAGCUCAUGCUCCUCUGUGAAUAUGUUAGUUCGUAAUUAGGUGUAAUAACAUAUCAUCAGCAUUGUAGUUUCGCUAUAUAACUUUUUCACUGAAACAAAUCUUCUCUUGAAGUCUUCAUUUAUUUA